Protopterus annectens (West African lungfish) is the source of this 1946-nucleotide messenger RNA. It is a transcript of the gene SLC36A4, whose product is annotated as solute carrier family 36 member 4. Gene Ontology annotation, cellular component: vacuolar membrane. Gene Ontology annotation, molecular function: L-proline transmembrane transporter activity; L-alanine transmembrane transporter activity. NCBI's taxonomy places the organism in Eukaryota, Metazoa, Chordata, Ceratodontiformes, Protopteridae. The record is from RefSeq and is a predicted model, not a curated record. Gene Ontology annotation, biological process: amino acid transmembrane transport; L-alanine transport.
AUACGCAUGCGUAAAUUGUUGAGCGACAAGUUGAUAAAUCCAUACAGAUCUCUGAUUUCGGAAUUGUGUGGUACGAAUGGAAGGGGAAUCUGCACCAGUCUGAAAGACGUCAAUAAGAAACAGUAUGUGGGAAGACAGGGUGCAGCAGCAGCAAAUGUGAAGUGCAUUGAUUUCUGUGGCUAGUCCAUAAUAGCUUGAAGAACAGACCUUACUGGGAGUGAAUUCAUUGUCUGUCUCUUAGAAGCCUGGCAUGGAAAUGAAAGAGGAAAUAGCUGGGACCAGUCAGUCUUACCCUGAUGGGAAUUGUGGCAAUCCACUGUAUGCAUAUCUUAGUACGCUGCAGUCAUUAUCUUUGUCAGAGGUUAAGAAAGCCAUCCUUGGGUUAUAGUGACACUGUAAGCUGUGCAAUAGAAUUGGGACCUAUUGCAUGCCUCCGAAAUCAUGCUUCUUGGGGAAGGUAUAUUGUUGACUUUUUUCUGGUCAUAACUCAGCUGGGAUUUUGCAGUGUGUAUUUUGUGUUUCUGGCAGAGAAUAUGAAGCAAGUGGUGGAAGGCUUUCUCAAGAAUGGCACUUACUUUGUACAAAGUAAGACAGUAGGUUUUUCUGCGGAAUGGCACAUGGAUUUACGAAUAUACAUGCUGAUUUUUCUUCCAUUUUUGAUUGUUCUGGUGUUAAUUCAAGAUCUCAAGAGACUUGCUGUCCUCGCUUUCCUUGCCAAUGUAUCCAUGGCCAUCAGUCUGGUCAUUAUUUACCAGUAUAUUAUCAGGGAUAUACCUCCUCCAUGGAAACUUCCUUUGAUUGCUAAUUGGAAGAAGUAUCCUCUCUUCUUUGGGACUGCAAUAUUUGCUUUUGAGGGUAUAGGAGUGGUGCUUCCACUGGAAAACAAAAUGAAGGAAAUGCACCGAUUCCCUGUAGCAUUAAAUAUCGGUAUGGGCAUUGUUACCAUUUUGUACAUCAGCUUAUCGACUUUAGGAUACCUGAGAUUUGGUGAAGACAUAAAGGGGAGUAUAACCUUAAAUCUGCCACAGGAUAUAUGGCUAUACCAGAUGGUGAAAAUUCUGUAUUCAUUUGGCAUCUUUGUGACCUACUCCAUCCAGUAUUAUGUCCCAGCAGAGAUCAUUCUUCCAGCUGUCACGGCAUUGGUAUCUGAAAGGUGGAGAAUGCCCUGCAAUCUUAUAGUGCGCUCCUUGUUGGUCUGCUUAACCUGUAAGUAAAACUAAUAAGUGAAGGUUUUAGCAAAUUUUAUAUUAUGUAAUCAGUGUACUGUUUCUCUACAUGUAGAAGAUUUAUUGACUUUUUAUUAGACUGUGAUCAUUUAGACUUAAUAUUUCUUGAAUGACAAUCCUGCACUAAAAAGACAUGUUUGUGUAAAUGGGCUUUGUGUACCAUUAUUGUUUUAAUUGUCAAAUGUGUACACAAUUUUGAAUGCCGAACUGACCGAUUUCCCAUCUGAAUUUUAAAGGUUCUAAGUGGUGGACUAUUUCUGAAAACCAUUGGAUGCACAAAUUAUAGCAGGCUGUCUACAAAGAUAUUGUUAAUCAAAUAAAAAGUGGUGUAGAAUACAGCUGAUAAAUAUGUAUACAUCAGUAUUGCAUUGCUGCUAAUCACUUUUGUUUUUUAUUUUAUAACUCUGUUUGUAUGUUGUUUAAUGAUUUGCUAAUGAAUACUGCUUUAUGUUAGAACAUGUAUGUUUGUUUUCAAAUUAACACACCAUCCAGUAAUGUGUCUUGAUUGCUUUUGACUUAAAAUGGUAUAAUGUGACUUUUAGGGAAGAGAGACAUUCUAACUGAUAAAACCUUGAUUGUGAUGGUGUGUAACCUAUCUCUGACAGCUUGUGAGGGGCAAGAAAAUGAGUCUUACAAGCUUAAGGCUGUUCCAUUGACGUACCUGUUGUAUAUACUUAAAAGAAUUUGACAACAUUGAUAAACCAUAGACUGCUAAUAAUG